This is a messenger RNA of Vicugna pacos (alpaca), 5155 nucleotides long. Its product is annotated as arylacetamide deacetylase-like 3. NCBI's taxonomy places the organism in Eukaryota, Metazoa, Chordata, Mammalia, Artiodactyla, Camelidae. The record is from RefSeq and is a predicted model, not a curated record. Gene Ontology annotation, cellular component: membrane. Gene Ontology annotation, molecular function: carboxylic ester hydrolase activity.
CACAGCCUCCUCUCAGCCUCUCCCAUGGUGGCAAGAGCAGGAUGGCGGUCCUUCUGCUGCUCCCGGUCCUCGCCACAGCCUGCGUGUUCUCCGUGGGGGUCGGGCUCUGGGUGGUCUGCAGCCACUUCCUCACUGCAGACAUCCCAGCAGCCAUCGGCCACCCUGUGAAACUGCGGGUCUUCCAUUGCCUCUUGCAGCUGUUGGUGACGUGGGGGAUGAUUUUCGAGAAACUGAGGCUCUGCUCUAUGCCCCAGUUUGUCCGUUUUGUUCACGAUCUGAUGCCGCUGAAGAAAUACCCGGACUUGGAAAUCAAGGACCUCCGGUUUGGGACGAUCCCUGUGAGGCUGUACCAGCCUAAGGCGUCCUCAAACACCCUCCGGCCCGGCAUCCUGUUCUACCACGGCGGCGGGGCCGUCCUAGGGAGCUUGAGAACUUACCAUGAUAUAUGCUGUCAUUUGUCCAAAGAGACUGACUCGGUGGUUCUAGCAGUCGAAUAUCGCAGAUUGCCCAAGCAUUCAUUUCCAGUGCCCGUAAAAGACUGCAUGGCGGUCACCGUCCUGUUCUUGAAGUCCUUGAAUAUGUACGGGGUGGAUCCAGCCCGGGUGGUGGUCUGCGGUGACAGCAUAGGAGGGGGCUUAGCAACAUUGAUUUGUCAAAACCUUGUGGACAAUUCAGAUCUUCCUAAGAUCCGGGCUCAGGUCCUGAUCUAUGCUGCUCUCCAGGCCCUGGACUUCCGGACCCCUUCCUAUGGGCAGAACAUGAACGUCCCCCUGCUCAGUCUGAGUUUUGCCUUCUACUGUUGGUCUGCUUACCUGAACAUCAGCCCUUCCUGGAAGAGCACGGUUUUGAAAGGUGCCCACUUGCCUGUCGAAGUCUGGGAAAAGUACAGAAAGUGGUUGGGUGCAGAGAACCUCCAGGAGAGGUUUAAGAAGAGAGGCUACCGGCAAAUACCCCUUGGGCCCCUGAAUGAGGCUGCCUAUCUGGAGACAAACCUCGUUUUGGACGUGCAGAACUCGCCCCUGAUUGCGGACGACGAGGUGGUGUCCCGGCUGCCCGAAGCUUGCAUCGUGAGCUGUGAGUAUGACCUUCUCCGGGACCACUCGCUGUUGUACAAGAAAAGGCUGGAGGACCUGGGGGUCCCGGUGACUUGGCAUCACAUGGAGGAUGGUUUCCAUGGAGUGUUUAACACCCUUGACAUGGGCUUCUUGUACUUCCCCUGCUCCACCAGAAUUCUGAAUGCUGUGGUCCAUUUUAUAGAGGGGCUGUGACCGUCUUUCCUUCCUGUGGCAGUUGUUAAGGGUGUGGGUUCCACCAUCAUGCAGACGCACCGGGGGCUCCCUGUUGCUGAUGUGGGCGGUGCCGAGGAGGAGGCUCCACCUCCUCUUGCUCCAGGUUCUAGAACCAUAGAAGGCACAUUUCUCAUCUCUAGAGGCAGAGCAGUAGAAGAGACAGAUUUGGGGGGAGGGUGGGGCUCUCUGUCCCUGCUCACCACUGGGAAAAUUUGAGCGGACAGUUCUCAGUGGCCAUUUGCAGGAGUGAAUGAGGACAUAAAGACUGCUCACGGCCUCCGCAAGAGAGGGUUCCCACUGCCCAGGUGGAUCCCGGCUCUGGGCAACAGGAGGGUCUACUUAGCUAGUCCUUGGACUAACCCAAGGUCGUCGUGUGCCUUUUCCAAUCUGAUUCAGAGGGCAAGGCUCUGAUGUACCAGCGUGGGUGGUGGUGGGGAAAUUGGUUUCACGGUAACACUUUUUUCUGCUGUUCCGAUGACUCUGAGCUCAGAGAUUCAACUACCUGGGCUGGAAGAGGGACGACGGAAUGGGUGGGUUUUCCAUGGCAGUUGGCAUCUAGUGACAAAGUGAGACAGACUGGAGCCGCCCGACUGGGGGAGCUCUGGAGCCCUUGGAGCUGAAGUCAGGCUUCUACCCAGGGACCCAGAAGCAACAUGGUACGUAUUAGAGGAGGGGAGUUGGGAGGAAGCUGAGUCCCGAGUCAGAGACCCAAAAAGAUGAAGUCUGACCAAACCUAGUCAUGUCCCCAGUGGAAAUCAAAGGAGGGCCCAAAGGACCAAAGAUGUGUUAGUGAGAAACAUUUCUCUUUUAAGACACAAAACCAAAGCAAAUCGGUCUAAAUCAAAGAGACAAUGUAUUGGCUAAUGAAGCUACAAAUUCCAGGGAUGAAUCAGGCAUGGUUUGAUCCAAGAACUCAAACAGUGCCACCAGGGGCCUUCUCUUCUCCAGCCUGUGCUCUCCUAUGUGAACUUCACCUUCCCCUCUCUAUACUGUGGCGCUAAGUACCUCCCUGCUUACAAUCUUCCAGAGUCAAGUCUGUUAUUAUGAACUUGCCUCUUCUCAGCAGUCUUAGCAAAAAUUGCACUGCAGUGUGAUGGCUCUGUUGGCUUUCUGAGCGGUGCGCUCAGCUGCUACCACUAAGAGAGUGGGGUGUUCUGACUGACCAGGCCCAAGUCCCAUGCCGCCCUUGGGGUGGAGGGUGGGGUCAGCUCCCCCUGGUGUUUGGCCUGGGCAUCAACACUUACCUACUACAGAAGCUAAACUGAACCCUGCCUGAGUCAAGGACCAUCGGGCAAGUUGACCAUCUGCUGCUUAGAAAGAAAAAUUCCUUUGAAGGGGAUGGCCCAGGCUCCCAUGCUGGCCCCUCCUUGUCUUCAGGAAACUCUACUGGCCAGUGGCUUUUAUAGGUCAAGAUCCAAGUCUACUGCACAAAGGACCCCAUGUUGGCCCUUAACUCGCUUUCAGUUGAAUGUUUGUGCUAAAGCAUGGGACAGAGAGGAAUCCCAUUGGAUGGCCUCUUGGUCCAUUCACAGCAGGCCGACCAGCAGUUGGCUUUGUUGGAGAAACAGGAACCAGUCACUGAAAACACAUAGUCUGGUGGCCACUCAGCUGUCAGGAGCAUUGGCCCCUCUGAGAUGAGCCUAGGUAGGCUGCCCUCCUGGAGAGUGGCCGUGGUUCACCCUUGCCUCUGGAGAUGGGUGGGGGGACAUGAGCCAGCCUUCCGGAAAUGCGAGUGGGCUGGCCGGGAACAGGAGAGCCACGGGAGGACGGCGGCCAGUGGAGAUGAGUGGGCUACACUUUAGGGCCUGGAAGAACUGGUGGGUGGGCUCAUUUCUGAAGUUGCUUCCUCUGCCGAUCCCGAGAGAGAGCUUUCACCGCCGGGGACUGGCUGGGCCCCACUGCUCCCCUCUUCUCCUUUACUGCUUUGUGCCCUCCUUCCUGCAACCCACUCGCGGGGCUCAGGGAACGGAAAAGGAAUAGGAAUGACUGUUCGCCUCGAGCCAACUCCGUGCCAGGCUGCACACUGGGUGUUUCAAUCCGCCGUCUCAGUGCGAUGAGAAACAGCCACGCUGAGUCGUGGCCCGGGCAUUUCACGGUAAUGCCAACGAAAAAUGCCGGCUCAUACCAGAGUCUGGACAUUCCGAUGAAGACCCGAGCUUAGGAUUCCCACCACGAGUUCUCGCUUUGCUUUGCUCCAGUCGCCUUUUAAAAGAACCGCCUAAGAGUGGAGCCUGGAAAGUUAGCGACCUCCACCCCGACCACCCUACAAGUGACAGGUUCUCCCCGACUCUCCACCUCCGGUUCACUCGUGACCUGGAACAGAGCCCUUCCCCUGGCUCCUUGUGACUCCCUCCACCACCAGUUUCUGGGAUCUGUAAAUAAUAAACCUUGUGACUUUACCCCAGGUUUUCACUUCCCCAGAGUGGAAGUUCAGAUGCCGCGGGAGCUGCCUGCUGACCCCAGGUGGGUGGCUUGUUCCCCGCCAUUCAGCAGGUGGUCGUCUGAGUAGUCUUAAUCUAACAGCCCAGCUAUGCCUCCUCCCCCUCCACCCCCCAACCCCUGCUAUGUGCUCCCCUCCUCCCCGCAACCCCUGCUAUGUGCUCACACAAGUUCUACAGAGUGAGUGUUCUUAAGCUCGGUUGACAGAUGAGGAAACCAGAGGCAUUAACAACAACACUCAUUUCCUGACUCUUCCUAAUCAACCUCCAGGCCAGAUGACGGGGUAGUUUACCCAAGGCCGUGUGGUUGGCCAGGCACCGAGCAUGGCAACCCUGGUCUGUCUGACGAUAAACCCUUUCUGCCAAGUCCCAUGGCCCUUUGGAGCUUUUCUCUCCCAUCAUUCAGAAUCAAAAUGAGAGACACGACAGCCUCAGGACCAUACGUGCGUCAUUUCCCAUCCAGCUGGGUGUCAGCUACCAUCUGAUCUGAGGCAGGUCAAUAGCGUCCAGUCUCUUGCCAUCUGGUGUCCUUUGCUUCCUUGACUGUCACUUUCUCUAAGUGUGAGUGGCUUUGUUAUUGCCAACUGCGGGUCCCUGUGGGGUGCACAGCUGAGGUGCCCCACUAACACGGCUCAGGGGAGAUGGAUGCCCACACCUUUUAAGCCCAGACACUCUGGGAGUGUUUUCUCAGUUAAAUUCUCAGGAUUUUCCUGGAAAGUUCUGCCAGUUAGCCCGGGAUAAGUGCCACUGGAUAAAGGACAAUGCGUUGCAUCCCACAUCACUUUCUUUGGUCAGUAGGCAACUGAGGAGAAGAUUUUAGGGCAAAGUAAAAAAAUCAGCAAAAUCAGUCUCUGCCGCUCUUCGCCUCACGUCCCUUUCACCCAGGCCCUCCCUGCCAGUCUGACCCCAAACCGUGCUCCCCUCUCCCCUUGCCCUCUCUGCUCCAGAGUGACUGUUUGCUCUCUCCUUUGUCCCUGGGCUCUCUAGAAUUUACAAACUAGUACAGGUUAGGCUCCAUUGCAGUGACAAAUAGCCCCACGGUCUCAGUACCUGAUGACAGCAAAGGUCUAUUUCCUGCUCGCAUCACACAUUACACAGCCCUCGAAGGUCAGCGACAGCUCUGCUCCACGUUUGUCUGUGCCUGGAUCCAGGCUGGUGGAUCCACUUUGAAAGAUCUCCAGCUGCAUGACAGAGGAAUAAAGGACGUGGCGCAUCACACACUGGCUUCCCAAGCGUCUGCUCAGAAGUGAUGUUCACCAUUUCUGCUCACCUCUCAUCGGCUGGAGCAAAUCCAAUGGCCAAGCCUGACGCUGACAGCACAGACAAGCGUAAACCUCCCUGGAGAGGACCGGCAGAACUUUUUGACAAUAUUACAGCUCACCACACUCUCAAUCAUUGUAUUUUCAUUUCCACUCUACCUUAAAAAUU